CUUAUUUCUCCUGAACACUAACCUCACUCGUUCCUCUGACCAAUACACAAUCGCUUCAUCCAAAUUUUGCGAAGCAUUGCAUAAAUGUGUAAGGUAGUCGGUAAAUCGAAAUUCAAAUACAAUACUUAAUAUCGUCGUCUGCUCGUCUUUUAUUAUUCGGAUUCGUGUUAUCUUAUCUCUAGACGUAGACCUAUAGUUUUUCCUAGAACUGGCCUACAAGUUCGUUGCAAUUUGAUCACUUCCAUUUCUGUCCAGUCUGAGUCUGCCUCGUGUGUUGUGUGAGCGAACAGUUUUAUUACUUUUAUUCGGUUGAUUCGGUUUUGUUUUUAGUGCUUUUUUUUCCGAUUUCGAAGUGUGUUAUUUGGAUCAGUAGUUUGCUAUGGUGGUGAUUGUUGAUCGAGUAAUAACAACGAUCUAAUUUUACAAUUUGGUGUUAUUAGACAUUAGUGCUUUACUGAUCCUUCCAUCAACGAUGUUUUAGCAGUUUUUAGCCUAUUGAGAAAACAACAUAGGUAAUCGCGAAAUGAAAUUUAGAAAUCACUAUUCACCUAUUCAGUAACUUUAUCUGUGAUCAUAUCAAUUUCGAAGUGUGUUAUUUUCGGUGUAAUGAGUUCAAUAUCUCCGGUAAAUCGUAAUUAUUUUCGUGUAAUUCUAUUGCAGUGAAGUACCGCAUAAAUGAUUUGUUUGAUUAAUAACGUGCGUGGAUCUAUUCAGUAGGUAACUUUAUUUUUGAUCAUAUCGAUUUCCAUUUUACUUUAUCAAUUGAAAGUUGCUCCGAACACUUAUUCACCUAUUCAGUAACUUUAUGUUUGAUCAUAUCGAUUUCGAAGUGUGUUAUUUUCGGCGUAAUGAGUUCAAUAACUCCAGUAAAUCGUAAUUUUACCGCAGUGAAGUACUACAUAAAUUAUUUGUUUAAUUAGUAACGUGCGUGAAUUAGUAGUUCGCUAAGGUGGUGAUUGUUUAUCGACUAAUAACAACGAUCUAAUUUACAAUUUGGUGUUAUUGGGGCUUUACUGAUCCUUCCAUCAACGAAGUUUUAGCAGUUUUUGCUUUGGUUACAGAUUUCGUUCACCUGAGACUAUUCAAGAAAGUGCAAAAAAAAACACCAUGGUUAUUAAGAGAAGAGCAGUGUGGGAGAAAUUUUUCCAGAAAGCACAGGUCUGCGAAACCAAUGUAAAUCGCUACAUUGAUACUUUUACUAAUGAAUGCAUGGAGCCAUGGAUGAUUAAUAGACUAGAUGAGGAUUUCUAUCAAAACCUGGGAGUUCAAAGCAUAGACGAUAGAAGAGCUAUUUCGGAGCAGUAUAUUCGUUGGCAUGAGACUACUGAGAAAAACAAGGAAAUGAGAAGAGAACGUUGGAAGAUGUUUUUUCAAGAAGCAGGAGUAUCCAAAACUAAUAUAAACAAAUACAUUGAUAAGUUUCUCCAUCAUGAAAUUCGCUUUUCAAUGUUACCCUCACUGAAUAAGGAUAGACUCCGCAAGAUGGAAGUUCAGAAUAUAGGCGACGAAUUAUCUAUUUUGAGAAAGAUUUCCGAUCCAUCUGACAAUAAGACUCUUCAUAAUAGAAAUCGAAAAAAAACAACGUUACAGAGAAGAAAAUACUGGAAACAUUUUUUUCUCGAAACAGGAGUAGUUUCAAAUAAGAAUUUACAAAAAUACACGGGUAAUUUCAUUCGUCAUUCAAUUCAACCGUGGAUGUUACCUGAACUAGAUGCGGAAAGACUUCAAUUAAUGGGAAUCGAGAGUAUAGGCGACGAAAUAAAUAUUUUGAAAAAGAUUCGAGAACUGAUUCAAAAGUACACCGACGCCAUCGACUAAAUCUAAUAAAUUACUCGAAAGAUGGGUGUGAAAAAAUGCUUCUGAAAAACCAGUACUAGGCCGAGUAGAAGAUUACAUCGAUCAAGUACAUAUAUUUUUCUUCGAUUGAAAAGCCCAGCGAAUGUAUCAACGUGUGAAAGUUUACAACAAAACUUAUUGCAGAAUAAAGUAUAGGUAAAUGCUCCAACCACGUGAUUAUCUAUUGUUAAUUUUUCUCACGUUUCCUGUACCUAUAGAAUUUUUAAUGAUUAUAAAUUUUUGAAAAUUUAUAAAAA
This is a messenger RNA of Planococcus citri (citrus mealybug), 2093 nucleotides long. RefSeq lists its product as uncharacterized. Gene Ontology annotation, cellular component: nucleus. Bases 1108 to 1818 code for a protein of 236 amino acids. Gene Ontology annotation, molecular function: protein binding. The record is from RefSeq and is a predicted model, not a curated record. The transcript is spliced from 8 exons. NCBI's taxonomy places the organism in Eukaryota, Metazoa, Arthropoda, Insecta, Hemiptera, Pseudococcidae.